Messenger RNA from Closterium sp. NIES-67, 2189 nucleotides. The record is from the annotation of a GenBank genome assembly. Lineage: Eukaryota; Viridiplantae; Streptophyta; Zygnematophyceae; Desmidiales; Closteriaceae.
AAGGAGAGGAGGAGGAAUUGGGGUCAGCAGGGGGACGGUCAUCACGCCAUCAUCCAUUCCUUGCCUCAGAAUUUGUAGCACCUGAUUCAGAGAGGCGGUAUAGAACGUUAGUAUCGCUUGGCCUCGAUAGUCUAAGCUUCUUACCUAGUGUCGGGAACGUUGGUUCUGCAGGUGACCUUUUCGAGAAGCCGUUGUGAAAUGUGGUGCGAAAACUAAAUUUAGGGACCUAUGGUAGUUUCCUCUUCAAUCUGAAUUCUGACAUCUAAUGUUGUGGCUGCUUAGAUUAUUUCACUAAUUCCUCCUACUUACUCACGACUGGCCGCUUGGUUUCGUUUAGUUUAUCAUUCGCUAAGCCCGCUGUUUAAGCCGUUCACACGCAGAAAUGGACGAACGGGAGUUCUUCACAGAGUACGGAGAAGCUAGCAAGUACCGUCUACUAGAAGUGAUAGGCCGAGGCAGCUAUGGUAUCGUUUGUUCAGCCAUAGAUACUCACACAGGAGAGAAGGUCGCGAUUAAGAAGAUCAAUGACAUAUUCGAGCACGUGUCAGAUGCGACGCGGAUUCUUCGCGAAAUCAAGCUGCUUAGGUUGCUCCGACACCCCGAUAUUGUGGAGAUCAAGCAUAUCAUGCUUCCUCCGUCCAGGCGAGACUUCAAGGACAUCUAUGUCGUCUUCGAGCUGAUGGAAUCUGACCUCCAUCAAGUGAUUAAGGCGAACGAUGACCUAACACCUGAGCACUUCCAGUUCUUCCUUUACCAGCUGCUGAGAGCUCUGAAGUACAUUCACACAGCGAACGUUUUUCAUCGAGACUUGAAGCCCAAGAACAUCCUGGCAAACGCUGACUGUAAACUAAAGAUCUGCGACUUCGGCUUGGCCAGGGUUGCUUUCAGCGAUGCACCGACGGCCAUUUUCUGGACGGAUUACGUGGCCACGAGAUGGUACCGAGCGCCUGAGCUUUGUGGCUCUUUCUUCUCCAAGUACACUCCCGCCAUUGACAUAUGGAGCAUAGGCUGCAUCUUCGCUGAGCUUCUUACUGGGAAACCGUUGUUUCCCGGAAAGAACGUGGUUCACCAACUCGAGCUUAUGACGGACCUUCUGGGAACGCCUUCGCCAGAGUCGAUCGCCAAGGUUCGGAACGAGAAGGCACGGAGAUACCUUGGGAGCAUGCGGAAGAAGCUACCAAUGCCAUUGUCGGCGAAGUGCCCGAAUGCAGACCCGCUUGCUGUGAAGCUCAUGGAGAAGAUGCUCGCAUUCGACCCAACCCACAGGCCCACUGCAGAAGAGGCUCUUGCCGACCCUUACUUCAAGGGCCUGGCCAAGGUGGAGAGAGAACCUGCGGCUCAACCCAUCACGAAGGUCGAAUUUGAGUUCGAGAGGCGGAGACUGAACAUGGACGACGUCAGAGAGCUCAUCUACCGCGAGAUUCUGGAGUAUCAUCCUCAGAUGCUGAAAGACUUUCUCAACGGGACGGACCCUGGAAACUUUCUUUAUCCAAGUGCUGUCGACCAGUUCCGACGUCAGUUCCACACCCUAGAAGAGCAUUAUGGGAAGGGUGGUGAUGCACCGUCACUGGAGCGCCAGCAUGCCUCCCUCCCUAGGGAACGUGUCCCGGGCGAGAGGAAUGAGUCCCGAGAUGAAGCUCAGCUGGAAGAGGAGAGGAGACGAAGAGCAGCAAGGCAGCAAAGGGCAUGGGCACAAUCAGGAUACAAGGCGGGAACAGGCCAGCCUGCAGCGCGUCCCGGCAGGGUAGUGGGGUCCAGCGGGGGAGUGAACGGCGCACAGAGAGACGAUGUCCGGCGGUACGCUCGCACAGCAGCAUUGAGUGCCCAGUCUCCAUUCCACAUCGGCAGCCAACUAGAAGACUCCACACGGAAACCAGCAAGACAGGAGGCAGGAGCUCGAUAAAUGGUGUAAUAGUCUUCCUAUCAUCUAGUUCGCAUGUGAUUCGUCCAGUUUCUUGGUUUUUUACAGCCAUUCUGCAGUGCCUCGCAAAGGGUUUACUUCGCAUUGCCAGCAUAAUGUGCUAUCGGCUCAUGGCAGAGCUUCUGUAAUGGGACCCUAUGCAGGUGUCUCUCAGCUCAGACUUAUACGCACAUGUAGUUCCUUCCAGCCAACCCUGGUACUUGUGUAUUGACUUCAUCGCGAGUUGGCUGAUUCCAGCUCCGAACACCAUAGCAAUUGCAAGGGAAUA